AUGAAAAUGUACGACGCUCUGGAACGCUGUCCGGGCGCCUACUGCGGACGAUCGCCACUGGGUAACGAUACAUGGAGCAGCUGUGGGUUCUGUCCGCGCGGAUCGCGGGUAAACGCUAGCUACGCCUGCUCCCCUUGUCGCGACGAACUGACACCGUACUCCUGGUUGUACCUGGGCUUUAUGACCAUGCUGCCUCUCAUGAUGCACUGCUUCUUCAUCGACAUGGAUGCCAAGGAUCGCAAGUUCUCCCGCAAGCAGCUGAUCCUGACAGCCAGCGCCUUCAUUGAGGUGGCGCUGUCUGCCAUCCUGGCCACCUUGUUCAUGGAGCCCAUGUGGGAGCUGCGCUUAUAUGCCUGUGAGGUGCGCAAACUCACCGACUGGUACACCUUGUUCUACAAUCCCAGUCCCAACUACGAGGCCCGGGUUUACUGCACCCAGGAGGCGGUCUAUCCACUGCAAACUAUCGUCCUGGUGUUCUACUUUCUGUGCCUGGUCAACAUGUUUCUCAUUCGGCCUUUGAUUAGCAAACUGAUGAAUGUGGGCGGAAAGAGCAAUGCUCCCAUUUACUCCGCCCUCUACUUUCUGCCUCUGCUCACCUUUAUUCAUGCUCUGGGUUGUGGCCUGAUCUAUUACUCCUUUCCAUAUCUGAGCGUGGCCAUUUCAAUGGUGGCUAAUGCCAUUCAUUAUUCCCUUAAACUGGACCAAACUCUGAAGGCGCUCGUCUGCUCCUCGGUGUGGGAACUCAAGAAUGUAGUCAUUAUAUGUGUCCACUGGAUGCUGUUGGCGUAUGGCAUCACCUCCCUCAACUAUCACUAUGCAUUCCUGUGCCUGGUGCCCUUUCCCACGCUCUUCUACAUCCUGACCGUGCGGUUUACGGAUCCGGGCGAGUUUCGGGAGCUGGAGUCGAGAAUUUGAUGCGGCGACGUCCAAAUGCAGAUCUUCCAUGCCCGAGGAGGCGCUGCCCGACGAUCCACUGUUGUUAUCUAUGUGUAGUGUGCGCGUCAUUUAAUUUAUUUUCUGUAUCAGCUGUUAGUUUUAGUUUACUCGUCAAUAUUUCGUAUAUAUAGCACUUAGCACUAAGCAGCCAUUCAUUGUUCUUUUCGUUUUUAAUUAUAU
Drosophila serrata is the source of this 1116-nucleotide messenger RNA. Its product is annotated as JNK1/MAPK8-associated membrane protein. Gene Ontology annotation, molecular function: ubiquitin protein ligase binding. Gene Ontology annotation, cellular component: membrane. Gene Ontology annotation, biological process: ERAD pathway; response to unfolded protein. Lineage: Eukaryota; Metazoa; Arthropoda; Insecta; Diptera; Drosophilidae. The record is from RefSeq and is a predicted model, not a curated record.